AUGUCGCGAGAGGAGCAGUUGCUGCAACGGCCGCCAGAAGCGGUAGCCGAACGGUUUUUCCGCGACCUCUUCGCGACGGGCGUGGGCGCAGGGCUCACUGUGCGACACACGAGCGACAUGGGGCGAGGGGUGUUUGCUGAGGUGGAUUUCAAGGAGGGUGACGUGGUGCUGCAGGAGCCUCCGUUGGUCAGCAUGCAACACUCUCACAAUAGGGCCCGAGCCCUGGUCUGUUCCCACUGCUUGCGUUUCAUUGGCCCGUUGGAGCAAGCUGUUUCCCGGCUGCUGACGUGGCAGAAGGGAAUGAGAGAGGAGGAAGAGGGGGAAGCAGACGAGGAGGAGGAUCAAGAGGAGGCCAAGGAGGAAAAGGAGGAGAAGAAAGGCGAAGAAGGACAAGAAGAUGAAUCACCGGGAGCAAGAGCAGCAGAGAGAUUCAUAGAGCACUUGUCAAGCGGGCAGCUGAAGCUACCACAUGCGGAGUGUGUGGGUGCUCUGCCCUCCGCUGUGCCGUGCCCUGGUGGCUGCACUCAAGAAACCUUCUGCAGCUCCAUAUGUGCCACGUCAGCAUGGGCGGAUGGCCAUGCCAUGCUGUGCCUGGGCCAUGACUCGCGUGCCAAAGACACUGAAUCUCUGAAGGCCUUCUACACCCAUGCUGAUGGUGAGGCUAUGCUGAUGCUGAGGGUUUAUGGGAGGUGUAAGGUGGUGCUGGAGGCAUGGACCCCGUUUGCUGUGGGGCACAAGGCCGUAUGGUGGGAGGCAGUGGCUUGCCCGCCUGACGUGGAAGCAGGAAGCAGCGAGGAAUCUUCUUUCCGAGCCUGCAUGAAAUCUAUGGCCGAGGAGGUGUGGUGGAGUCUCUCAAACUGCUCUCUCAAGCCAUAG
Messenger RNA from Closterium sp. Yama58-4, 876 nucleotides. The record is from the annotation of a GenBank genome assembly. Lineage: Eukaryota; Viridiplantae; Streptophyta; Zygnematophyceae; Desmidiales; Closteriaceae.